Cololabis saira (Pacific saury) is the source of this 1391-nucleotide messenger RNA. It is a transcript of the gene spring1, whose product is annotated as SREBF pathway regulator in golgi 1. The transcript is spliced from 5 exons. The coding region runs from base 377 to 991 and encodes 204 amino acids. NCBI's taxonomy places the organism in Eukaryota, Metazoa, Chordata, Actinopteri, Beloniformes, Belonidae. The record is from RefSeq and is a predicted model, not a curated record. Gene Ontology annotation, biological process: positive regulation of SREBP signaling pathway.
CUCACCGACGAACCACUUCCGUGUUGUUGUUUUUGUUUCACGUCAGAUUUCUAGUAAAAAUAUCUUCUUCUUUUUACAGUAGAGCGCGUAGUUACGGCUCAUCGCGAAGAUAUUGUCACCGUAAUAACUUAAACAGCAUGUGUUAGCUGGUGUUUGCACGGGGAUGCAGUUAUUCGCCUUGUUAGUGCUCAUCACGUGGAUCCUGACAGAUUGAGCUGCUGUCGCAUCGUGGAGCAGCUUUGGUUUAAUGCUCGUUUCUUUAUAGUUCAUCGCGUCGGUUUGCAGUCCAGGUAGUAUUGGACAGGUUAGGGAGGUGUUAAGCGAGGUGGUUUGAUGGUUUGGACUGCAACUCGGCGUGUAGAGGGAAAGCCAUGCUAUGAUGGUGCUGCGCAGGCUGCUGAGGAAGCGCUGGGUGCUCGGGGUCGUGUUCGGGCUGUCGCUCAUCUACUUCCUCACCAACACACUCAAACAGGUACUCAAACAGGAGGAGCGACCCAUACGGGAUCGCACACUUUUAGAAGUUAGAGAUUCAGACCACCGCAUCCCCUGGAAAGUUCGAUUCAACCUGGGCAACAGCAGUCGACAGAUCAAUCAGUGCAGAAACUCCAUCCAGGGCAAGACUCUCCUCACAGACGAACUUGGUUAUGUCUGUGAGAGGAAAGACUUGCUGGUUAACGGCUGCUGUAACGUCAACGCUCUCAGCACCAGACAGUACAUUUGUAAAAGCUGCCUGGCCAACGGCUGCUGUAGUAUCUACGAGUAUUGCGUGUCCUGCUGCCUGCAGCCUGAUAAGCAACCUCUCCUUGAGCGUUUCCUGAAUCGUGCAGCUGAAGGUUUUCAGAAUCUCUUUACUGCUGUGGAGGAUCAUUUUGAGUUGUGCCUGGCCAAGUGUAGGACAUCUUCACAAAGUGUCCAGCAUGAGAACACUUACCGAAACCCUCAAGCAAAGUACUGCUACGGCGAGAGUCCUCCGGAGCUCCUUCCUGUAUAAAAACACGACCUCUGGUGUAGGAGGAACAAGAGGAGCCAGUGAAAGGACGCUCAACAGGGCUUGGAGCGCAGAGGCUGCAGAUGAAGUUUUGUAUUGAACAGUUUUGCAUCAUUAUGGCAGAAGACAUCUCAAGACUUCCGAUCUCAAAAGGGGAGACGACCUAUCCGAUUUUAUUUACACUUCAUAAGUGCAUAGAACACUUCAUAAAUUCAUCCAUGAUGAUCAUCAGGUCUACAGCACAGGCAGCUCAUCAUCGGGAUUUGCCUCAAUCAAGGUCAAGUCAGACAACAGGCUUCAUUUAUACCGUUUGUUGAAAAGUUUAAAGCAGCAAAGAAUGUGUAAUUACUUCUGUGUAUUCUGCAUGCUUAUGAAACCUAAUAAAAGCUAGCUCAUAAAAUAA